Botrytis fragariae is the source of this 279-nucleotide messenger RNA. RefSeq lists its product as uncharacterized. NCBI's taxonomy places the organism in Eukaryota, Fungi, Ascomycota, Leotiomycetes, Helotiales, Sclerotiniaceae. The record is from RefSeq and is a predicted model, not a curated record. The coding region runs from base 1 to 279 and encodes 92 amino acids. The transcript has 3 exons.
AUGACUCCGUCAAUCACUAUACAUGAUGAUAAUUCUAUCACUAAUCCUCUCGAUCUUUCGAAUUUCAACGGCCGAUCUCAAUCGCAACUUCGAUUAGAAACACCUCCGUCAUUCAACAACUCACCAUCCAAUUACAGUAGUCCUCCUAUUACACCAGCUGUUAAAGCUCAAGCCUCAAGUUAUCAAUGUAAAAGAGAAGACCGAGGUAAAGAAUGGCCAAAAAUCAAUGGCAUAUCUUUCAAAGGCCUCAUGAGCAGCAGUGGAAAAUAUUACUGUUAA